ACAAGCUACCCCUAAGCCUCAGGACACCAGCUGGAUCUGUUCCCAUAGGAGCUUCGGCACAGAGACUGGGUAACAUAGCUGCAGAUAUGGGCGAUGAUUCCCGACUUUGUCUCCUUGUGAUGCUCGGACUCUGGGCAAUUGUGGGCUCAUUCCGUGCCCCACCCCGAGGGUUAACCCGGGCUCAGUGGUUUAACAUCCAGCACGUGCAAAUGGCCCAUCCGAGAUGUGAUGAUGCAAUGCGGGUAGUUAACAGAUACCGACAUUCUUGCAAAAGGGAAAACUCAUUUCUCCACAUACCUUAUGAAAAUGUAACUAUAGUUUGUAGCUAUGAAAGUAUUACCUGUAUGAAUGGCUCACAGAACUGUCAUCAAAGUAGAGAGAGGGUGUCUUUAACCGAUUGUAAUCUCACAAGAUGGAAUCCAGACUACAAACGCUGCAGAUAUAGACAGUCAUCAGCACAGAAGUUCUAUGUUGUUGCCUGUAUGGAAAGAGAUCCACGGGACCCUCCUCAGUAUCCAGUGGUUCCAGUUCACUUGGAUGAUAUCAGAUAAGCUCUCAGAUCAGCUCUUUGUACUGCCCUUCAUUUGCAAAGUCCCUCAGUCACAGCCAUGCUGACAGCCCGCUACGCACACGGAUAUCAGCUCCCAUCCUCAUAGCCCCAAAUGCCAAACUCCUUUAAGCUUUGCUCAGUGACCUCCUUGUUCUCUCACAAU
Messenger RNA from Choloepus didactylus (southern two-toed sloth), 713 nucleotides. Its product is annotated as non-secretory ribonuclease-like. Gene Ontology annotation, biological process: chemotaxis; innate immune response in mucosa. Gene Ontology annotation, molecular function: RNA nuclease activity; nucleic acid binding. NCBI's taxonomy places the organism in Eukaryota, Metazoa, Chordata, Mammalia, Pilosa, Megalonychidae. The transcript is spliced from 2 exons. The record is from RefSeq and is a predicted model, not a curated record. Bases 87 to 551 code for a protein of 154 amino acids.